Molecule: messenger RNA, 1558 nt
Organism: Sinocyclocheilus grahami
Lineage: Eukaryota; Metazoa; Chordata; Actinopteri; Cypriniformes; Cyprinidae
Product: gamma-glutamyl hydrolase-like
Exons: 9
Coding region: 245-1189 (314 amino acids)
Biological process (GO): tetrahydrofolylpolyglutamate metabolic process
Cellular component (GO): vacuole
Molecular function (GO): gamma-glutamyl-peptidase activity
Source: RefSeq, a predicted model, not a curated record
CCAGCCGUGACUUUUCGCUAUUCUCCUAUUGGAUUGUGAACUCAUCAUCAGAGCUGAUCCUCACUGAAGAACAGCCAACGCCUCGGUAAUUCACGGUUAACGUGAGGAUUGCGGAUAAGCGGAUCCGGGUGCAGCUUUCGUUAAAAAGCCCGACAUCGCCAGUGGAGCUUGACAGUGCCUUCUUUUACUGAUAACAUCGAGGAGCUUUCAUUUAUUUCGUCCUUUGCUGUGCUACCUGAGGUGGAUGUAUCGCCAGGUGCUCGUGAUCGCGGUGUUCGCCGCUUUUCUAUGCGGUUUUCCAGCAUCAUGCGCUCGUAAUUUAAAUUACAGACCCAUCAUCGGAAUUUUAGCCCAGGAAAACUUGGAGGACGACCCUCAUGCACAGGGAUCUUCUUAUAUAGCUGCAUCAUAUGUGAAGCACUUGGAGUCAGCUGGUGCCAGGGUUGUACCAAUUCACAUAAAUCGCACCGAGGAGGAGUACGAAAAACUGUUCAACGCAAUAAAUGGUUUACUGCUGCCUGGUGGGAAUGUGGACAUUGAAAAGUCUCAGUUUACCAGAGCGGCGAAGGUUUUCUAUGAACUUGCAAUAAAGGCUAAUGAUGCUUCAGAUUAUUUUCCGAUCUGGGGCACCUGCCAGGGCUUCCAGCAGCUCACGGUUCUGACCAGCAACAAGAACUUGUUGACCUUGACUGACACCAAAGCAGUCGCCCUGCCGUUGACCUUCAGCCCAGGAGCCCAAAACAGCAGGUUGUUUAAGAAGUUUCCAAAGGAUGUCCUUCAGUCUCUGGCAGAAGAAAACAUCACGUCCAAUUUCCAUAGCUGGAGCUUGUCCAUGCAGAAUUACAGCAGCAAUGCCAAGCUUAAGCGUUUUUAUCGAGUCCUGACUACAAAUACAGACAGCAAGAAGGAGUUCAUUUCCACCAUGGAGGCGUAUCGAUAUCCCUUCUAUGUCGUUCAAUGGCACCCAGAGAAAAGCCCAUUUGAGUGGAUUGAGAAAGCUGGCAUGGUGCACACGCUCUCAGCCAUCAAAGCCACUUUCUACACUGCCCACUUCUUUGUUUCUGAAGCAAUGAAAAACCAUCAUCGGUUUUCUUCGCAAAGCGAAGAAGAAAAAGCUCUGAUUUACAACUAUCAGCCUGUCUUCAAAGGCCUCAACAGCAUCUUCCUGCAAAAUUACUACUUUGAUUAAGUGCUUACAGUAUUCUUUGUGGCAGAAAAAUUAUUUAUUUUAUUUGUUUUUAAGUAUUGUUUUUAUUUCUUUGCUCAAAAGUUCACCAGAACCUGAUGUUUGGAAUGCUGGGAUGCAUAAUUGUAACAUUCAUGCUUCUUAUUCACUCAUGUAGCUCUUGAUUGUAGAUUCUGGAUGUAGAUGUGAAGUGUUUUAGAAUCAUCAUUGCUGAAUGUAUCGAUGCGGUUAUAUCCAAUUCAGAAGUCAUAUUAUAUAUCUUCUAGUGCCAUCGUUCAGAAGUUGAACAUUGUAAUGUUUCACAGGGUUCAGUAGCAUGACCAAUGCAAUGUUAAAAUGUUCUAUUACUUUAUCAAUAUCAGAGAAAAUAAA